AUGUUGAGUGCUAAGAACAUAUCUAGAGCAGUUGGAUUAAUAUCAGGUGCUAGGAAAACCUUCAAUGCGAGACAGUUCUCAUCUGGCGUUACUCGUUUGAAUGCCAGCCAUGAUUCUGGCAGGAAGCCUUAUACCAAUGCCUUAGGCAGAGAUGCAAAGAGGUAUUCUGAUGAACCAGGUACUUUCGGUAAGACCACUUUCACAGAAGUAAUGGAUGAAGUGGAUAUGACAUGGGGUAGAGAUGAUGAUCCCAAGAAUGUCGAGAAACAAAAUACAAAAAUUAGGCAUUUCACAAUUAACUUUGGACCACAGCACCCUGCUGCCCAUGGAGUGUUGAGGUUGAUCUUAGAGCUUCAUGGAGAAGAAAUUGUGAGGGCCGAUCCUCAUGUCGGGUUAUUGCACAGAGGAACUGAGAAAUUGAUUGAAAUCAAGACUUACAUGCAAGCUCUUCCAUAUUUCGAUAGAUUGGACUAUGUCUCCAUGAUGACGAAUGAGUUGGUUUUUGCCUUAGCUGUUGAAAAGCUCUUGAACAUAGAUAUUCCUUUAAGAGCCAAAUAUAUUAGAACUUUGUUUGGUGAAAUUACUAGAAUCUUGAAUCACUGUAUGUCCGUCUUGUCCCAUAUUAUGGAUGUUGGUGGUUUGACUCCUUUCUUAUGGGGUUUCGAGGAAAGAGAAAAAUUGAUGGAGUUUUAUGAAAGAGUUUCGGGUGCCCGUUUGCAUGCAAACUAUGUCAGACCGGGUGGUGUUUCUCAAGAUUUACCAGCAGGUUUAUUAGACGAUAUCUAUAUGUGGGCCACUCAAUUCGGUGAUAGAAUCGAUGAGACCGAAGAGUUGGUUACGGAUAACCGUAUCUGGCAAGCUAGAACUAAAGAUGUUGGAGUCGUGACUGCUGAGGAUGCAUUGAACUACUCCCUCUCUGGGGUUAUGUUAAGAGGCUCUGGAAUCCCUUAUGAUAUUAGGAAAGCGCAGCCAUAUGAUGCUUAUGAAUUGGUAGAUUUCGAUGUUCCUGUUGGUUUGAACGGUGAUUGUUAUGAUCGUUAUUUAUGUAGAAUGGCUGAAUUUAGGCAAUCUUUGAGGAUUAUUGAACAGUGUAUCAACGACAUGCCUGAAGGUCCUGUUAAAACAGAAGAUUAUAAAGUUUCUGUUCCUCCUAGAAGCCUUAUGAAAGAAGAUAUGGAAGCUUUGAUCCACUACUUUUUGAUAUAUACUAAAGGCUAUGCUGUUCCACAAGGUGAAACUUACACUGCAAUCGAGGCUCCGAAAGGAGAGAUGGCUGUCUACGUUGUUUCAGAUGGUUCAGAGAGACCUUAUAGAUGUAAAAUCAGAACCCCAGGAUUUGCUCACUUGGCUGCGUUUGACCAUAUCUCGAGAGGAAAUUUGUUGGCAGAUGCCGUCGCAAUUAUUGGUACCAUGGAUUUGGUGUUUGGUGAAGUUGAUCGAUAG
Messenger RNA from Priceomyces carsonii, 1443 nucleotides. It is a transcript of the gene NUC2, whose product is annotated as Nuc2p. Gene Ontology annotation, biological process: mitochondrial electron transport, NADH to ubiquinone. Bases 1 to 1443 code for a protein of 480 amino acids. NCBI's taxonomy places the organism in Eukaryota, Fungi, Ascomycota, Pichiomycetes, Serinales, Debaryomycetaceae. The transcript has a single exon. Gene Ontology annotation, molecular function: quinone binding; NAD binding; oxidoreductase activity, acting on NAD(P)H. The record is from RefSeq and is a predicted model, not a curated record.